Cyphellophora attinorum is the source of this 645-nucleotide messenger RNA. RefSeq lists its product as uncharacterized. NCBI's taxonomy places the organism in Eukaryota, Fungi, Ascomycota, Eurotiomycetes, Chaetothyriales, Cyphellophoraceae. Bases 1 to 645 code for a protein of 214 amino acids. The record is from RefSeq and is a predicted model, not a curated record. Gene Ontology annotation, biological process: protein retention in ER lumen; intracellular protein transport; endoplasmic reticulum to Golgi vesicle-mediated transport. The transcript has 3 exons. Gene Ontology annotation, cellular component: endoplasmic reticulum; endoplasmic reticulum-Golgi intermediate compartment; Golgi apparatus.
AUGCGCUUCCUUACCUCCACCGUCGCAGGCCUUUCCUGUAUCACAUCACUUGUCUCGGCCACUGCUCUCACUUAUAAACUCGCCGCCAACGAGAAGGCAUGCUUCUUUGAGGACAUAGACAAGCUCAACAGCAAGGUUGCUUUCUACUUCGCUGUUCAAUCUGGCGGCUCCUUCGAUGUCGACUACUCCGUCAUCGGUCCUCAAGACAAGCAAGUCCUGUCCGGCGAGAAAGAGCGACAAGGCGACUAUGUCUUUACCGCACAAAUAGCAGGCCAAUACUCCUUUUGCUUCUCCAACACAAUGUCCACAUUCGCCGACAAGUACGUCGACUUUGAGAUCUCAGUCGAGGGAUCAGAAUCAUCCUCGGGCUCAGCACUGCUACCACAGCGGUCUGGCGCCCCAGCAGAAACACACGAUCAGUUGGAGGAUUUGGUGUUCAAGGUCUCGGGGCAAUUGAGCACGGUGAACCGCAUGCAGAAAUAUUUCAGAACAAGAGAGAAUCGGAACUUCAGUACGGUCAGGUCGACCGAGAAGAGAAUAUUUCAGUUCAGCUUGAUCGAGGUGAUGAUGAUGGUGGGCAUGGCUGUAUUGCAGGUCUUGGUAGUGAGGUUCUUCUUCCAGGGUGCACGGAAAGGAUACGUAUGA